UGACUAUAGUCAUGUUGAAUUUUCAGAGAAAUCAGGCUCGUCUACUAGAUGUAAUGAUAGACCAGAAACUCAGAUGUGUGUCAACUCCCCAUUUUCUGUCACGGCAUUUUGGUCUCGCUCCCAUCACCAAUGUCCACAUAACUUGAGCCGUAAAGAUGACAUCAUCCACGCUUUGUCGUCAAUUUUCACUGGCCGAAAUCCAGUCAGCCACAAGAGGUUUCAGUGACGCAUAUAUUAUUGGAAAUGGUGGAUUCGGUAAAGUCUACAAAGGCCUCAUCGAUACUGAGUCUGUUACCGUGGGCGUGGCCAUCAAGCGGCUCGCAUCAAAUUCCAACCAAGGGGAGACUGAGUUUGCUGCGGAGAUUGAAACACUCACCAAGUUCCGACAUCGUAAUCUAGUGUCUCUGAUUGCCUACUGCAGUGAGCAAGGAGAGAUGAUUCUUGUUUAUGACUACAUGCCUAAUGGAACCCUAGCAGAUCACCUUCACAAACUAUCGAGGAGUAGCGACCACAGCUCAACAACUCUCUCAUGGAUUCAACGACUUAAGAUAUGUAUUGGAGCUGGCCGAGGUCUGGACUAUCUUCAUUCCGGUUGCUCCAUCAUACAUCGCGAUGUCAAGCCUGCAAAUAUCCUUUUGGAUGAGAAUUUCACAGCUAAGGUUUCAGAUUUUGGGUUGGCCAAACAUUUAGGCCAAGAUUUCUUACAAAGUCAUUGUUGGGAAAUUAGACGCAACUAA
Messenger RNA from Salvia miltiorrhiza (redroot sage), 737 nucleotides. RefSeq names its product putative receptor-like protein kinase At5g39000. The coding region runs from base 156 to 737 and encodes 193 amino acids. Gene Ontology annotation, biological process: protein phosphorylation. The transcript has a single exon. Gene Ontology annotation, molecular function: ATP binding; protein kinase activity. The record is from RefSeq and is a predicted model, not a curated record. Lineage: Eukaryota; Viridiplantae; Streptophyta; Magnoliopsida; Lamiales; Lamiaceae.